Pristis pectinata (smalltooth sawfish) is the source of this 3750-nucleotide messenger RNA. It is a transcript of the gene ccdc40, whose product is annotated as coiled-coil domain containing 40. The transcript has 21 exons. The record is from RefSeq and is a predicted model, not a curated record. Gene Ontology annotation, biological process: heart looping; axoneme assembly; epithelial cilium movement involved in determination of left/right asymmetry. NCBI's taxonomy places the organism in Eukaryota, Metazoa, Chordata, Chondrichthyes, Rhinopristiformes, Pristidae. Gene Ontology annotation, cellular component: cytoplasm; cilium. The coding region runs from base 38 to 3124 and encodes 1028 amino acids.
ACCGGAUUGUGUCCGAAACACUCGCUUCAGAUGAGAAAUGUUAACUCCCACACUUGAGAUCGCUGAAAGCUUGAAGCAAGAUCAAGAUGUAUCAGAGAAUACACAGAAGGAAGAAGCUACUAAGGAUGCGGCUGAAGAAGGAGAUCACAUACUUACUUCAGAACCCACAGCACCAGAUGUUCAACAUGUUCCAGGGGAUACAGAAACAAAUAUGGAGGAAGUUACAGCUGAAAUGCCCAAAGAUGGAGAUCAGAUGCCCUUUACCGAAUCUCCAUUGCCACCACAAUUAGUUGAAGAUGAUCUAGGGGAAACACAAACCGAUAUGAUGGUGCAAGAUGAAGUUGUAUUAGGGGCUGUUGAAACCUCAUCAAAGAAAACAACAUCUACACCCAGCAGCACAAUUGAACCUGUUUGUCAAGACCUACCAAAUUUAGACUUUCAAUUAGAAUGUCCUAAAAGUCCCUCUGUGGUGGAUGAGUCAAAUGUUGAAGAAGAAUCAGAUACGGAUGAAGAACAGACGGAACUGAUUGUACUUGACCCAGAUCAUCCUCUAAUGAAGCGUUUUCAGGAAGCCCUGAAGGGCCAUCUUUCAAAGCAGUUGGACAAGUUAACUCUGGAGCUGAGGGAAUUGUCAUGGCGAAUGAAAAAGCUAACAACUGAACGUGAAGAAACUGGAGUGAUCCUUUAUGGAGUACAACAAUCUCUUGCGCAAUUGCAAAUGGAGCUUGAAAAAUACCAUAGCCGUUGCUCAGCAGCUUCAGCAAAAAGAAGAAAGGCAGAGGAAGAUUUGGCAUGUGUGAGGAAUCUUUACCAAAUGUCACAAGCCAAAACAAAUAGUGAGCGCUCAAAAGUAUCCCAACUACAAACGGAAGUUGAAAAUGUUGCACUGCGGCAUUUCUACAUGGCCAGCUUACAACAGGAUACAUGUUCUGAUAUUAUGGUGAUGAAGCGUACCACAGAAAAAUUGGAAGCAGAAAAAUUACAGGCAACAAAGCUGAAACAGAAGCAGGACAUGUUUGUAGACCGUUUGGUAUCUCAAAUGGAUGCGUUGCAAGAACAAAUUGCAAUGUAUGAAGCCCAGUAUACAGCACAAGUAGAAGAAACAAAGGCAGCAAGGAAUACAGUAGCAGAGGCCAGCAUGGAGAUUGUGGCAAUUAACCUUGAGAAGAAGCAAUUAUUGGAGCAAUGGAAGAGUAGUCUAAUUGGAAUGCAGCGACGUGAUGAGGUCUAUGCUGCAAUGCAGGAAGCUGUCAGACAGGCAAAGCAACAGGUAGAAACACUGAAGACUGAAAUACAGGCCUACAAAAAAUUUAUCAUGAAGCAAGAAGAGCAAAAUGAGUCUCUCACCAUGACUCUGAACAGAUUGUUGAAUGACAUUAACAUGACCCAGAAACUGAUUUUGCAGAAUCUGGCAAAACAGGAAGGAUUAAAGCAGGAAUAUAGCACCUAUACUCGGACACUACAGGAGACAGAACGUUUGCUCAACAAAGCUACAUCAGACCAGAACGUGCACCAAAAUGAGGUCAAAGUGCUGCGACUACAAACGGAGAAGGAAUAUGCAACAAAGGUGGAACUGGAAGACAAGAUUAUGGCAAAAUUACAGAGUAAAUUAACCAUGAAUCAGGCACACAAUUACUUGAAAAACCUGGCAAACAAGCUUCGAAUCCGAAAACGUCAACUAGAAAUUGAAUAUGCAAGCACAGAAAAUGAUUAUGCUCAAAUAACUUUGGACAUAAAUGAUAGAAAAGUGGAGCUGAGCAGACUGCAGAAAACUCUGAAGGAUCAGUUCGAUGAAUUGAAUGAGAAAAACAAAGUUAUCUCAUUGAGUGAAAAGGAGAUUGCAAAACGGAUGCUUGUCAUUCAAAACAAACAGUCAGUUCUCAACAUGCAAAACAAGAAGAUCGCACAGCUGAUAGCAGAAAUGGGAGGGCAUGAAAUGAGCCCUCAAGAGCUUAAAAUCAAAACCUUGACGAAAAAUAUUGAGGAACAUAACAAAGACAUUGCAUCACUGCAACAAUUUUGGCUCCGACAACAGCAUGAGCUGGUUACGCUGACCCAAGAAAGGGAGCAGCAGACAGCUAACGUGGAACUGCAGAAGAAACAAGUCACUAUUCUUGAACAAAAGAAAAUCCGCACUGAAAAUAUGAUACAACAGGGACUAAAGGUAAAGAAGGACAUUGAACGCCACAUGAGGGUUCUGUCUAAUGACAUGCUGAAGCUCAACACACUUUUAACAAAGAACAACUCUGUUAAGGAUUCACUUGAGCACAUGAAUGUACUCAUGGAAAAUGAAUUUGUAAAAUCACUGAAGGAUGCAGAGCGACAAUCUAUUGCAAAACAACAGUAUCUGGAUCAACUGAAAGAGGAGAAGGAGCGACAGCUUAACAGUCUUGUGGAAGCAGAGCGUCAGAUUAUGCUGUGGGAAAAGAAAAUACAGCUGGCAAAAGAGGCAAGAUCAGCUGUUGACUCGGAGGUUGGACAGGGUGAGAUACGAGCCAUGAAAGCAGAAAUACACAGAAUGGAAAUACGUUACAGUCAGCUUAUGAAACAGCAAGAGCAAAUGAUUCGUGACAUGGAGGCUGCUGUUUCACGCAGGGAUACAAUUUUGACACGUGGGGAAGCACAGGCAAAAUUGGACAAGAAGUACGCAACUAGGACUGAUUAUCGUAACAAGAUACAGGACCUAUGCAAGAAAAUUGCUUAUGUGCAAAAGAAUAUAGAAGAAUUUGACAAAACCAUUGAAGAGUUGAGGAAAUCACAGCAAACUGUGUAUGAACAGUUGGGAGAAAAACAGUGUCAGAUUCAAGAAGAGAGAUCCACAGUAGAUCAGCUUGAUGCAACCAUAGAAUCUCUACAGGAAAAGAAAGGAAUGAAUCUCAACAAGAUAGUGACUUUCCAGACCCGUCUCAAACACCUUCAGGCAGUGAAAGAAGGAAAGUACAUAAAACAGUGCAGAUCUGAAGAAACACUGAGGAAUGAACUACAGAAACAAGAAUGUCGAAUCCACACAAUCAACACCAUCAUUGACCGUGUUAAGGAGGAAUGGCCCCAGUACCAGGGAGUGCUUCGUAAAGUGACUCUUGCACUAGCUGCACGAGGAACAGCACACGAAGGACAUUCAUAAAAGAGAUACUUAGAAAUUGAAGCAAACUAGAUGGUGGAAAGAACUGAUGUUCUAAGGAAACAGAAUAAAAAAGGAUAGUUGUGAGUGUAACUUUAAUUAAUUCAGUAUAACAUUAUAUGUCAUUACUAAGAUCAAAUAGGGGCUUGUCCACAGAUUGUUUCUGAAGAAAUAUCUUAAAUCGUUUUCUUGUGAAAGUAUAAGUUUAUGCUGAUGUGACUUUAUAUGUUCAAAUAAAAAAUGUAAUUUACUGUUGAUUAAAUCAUUUUACAUGAUUCAUUUUAAAUCAUUUAAUCAGUCAAAUUAAAAAGCAUCUAACAUUUGAGUGCAAAAUGUAGUAGAAGUAGAACCACAGGAGGGAAUGUAAUCUGGGAUUUAAUCAAUUGCCAAGUGUUUAUGAGGUGCACACAAACAAAAGGAGGUUGCAUGGGGAGAUAGCAUUACAUGUAAUUCAAUAAAUGUCAGAAGGAUAAUUGGGGGAAAUCUAUAAAUGGUACUGAAAUUUAGAGUUGUGAAAGAAAUGAUAAUUGGUUUCUUCAGGGGUUCAAAGAAUUGACCAUUGAUUGAUUGUUGUAGUAUUAAAAAGAUACAAGUUAAUGUGCUAUAUUUAAAUUAAUAAACUGUGUAUC